Clarias gariepinus (North African catfish) is the source of this 1970-nucleotide messenger RNA. RefSeq names its product threonine synthase-like 2 (gene thnsl2). The transcript is spliced from 9 exons. Gene Ontology annotation, molecular function: pyridoxal phosphate binding. NCBI's taxonomy places the organism in Eukaryota, Metazoa, Chordata, Actinopteri, Siluriformes, Clariidae. Bases 169 to 1623 code for a protein of 484 amino acids. Gene Ontology annotation, biological process: dephosphorylation; 2-oxobutyrate biosynthetic process. The record is from RefSeq and is a predicted model, not a curated record.
UUAACUCUGCUCCCCCUCAAGCUUUUGUACAUUUAAAUAACAAUACUAAAUAAUAGCAAACUACAGUCUGACACCCCACUUAAUAUAUUUUUGGAGGUAUCUACAGUCUCUGAGGUCUUCACUGUCCUGAGGUGUUUCUGUAAACUUGCUGAAUAGCAUACAGACGAGAUGCAGUACUGCAGCACACGUGGAGGGGUUCACGGCUGGAACUUUCACGACGUCCUCUUCUCAGGCUAUGCUCCAGACGGAGGCAUGUUCAUGCCUGAGACCAUUCCCUCGAUCUCCCCUGCCACUCUCCGAUCCUGGUGCUCUCUGUCCUACCCUCAGCUUGUGUGUGAAGUGUGUUCGCUCUUCAUCCCUGAGCAGCUCAUCCCAAAACAUGACUUGGAAGGCCUUGUGUCCAGUGCUCUGUCCAAGUUCUCCGUACCGGAUGCAGUGAAGAUGGUGGGACUGAAAGGCUCUCUGUCCAUCUUGGAACUGUUCCAUGGAGAGACGCUGGCUUUUAAAGAUCUGGCCAUGACCUGCUCCACACGCUUUAUGGAGUACUUCCUGCGCAAGGACAACAGACGUGCCAUCAUCUUAGUGGGGACCUCUGGGGACACCGGAGGCUCCGCCAUCAGCAGUGUGUCUGAUCUUAGUUCGGUGGACAUAGUGGUGGUUUUCCCCCGUGGACGAAUUACUCGUGUGCAGGAGAGACAGAUGACCACUCACAUGGAGGACAAUGUCCAUGUUUUUGCAGCGGACGGAAGUUCGGAUGAAAUCGAUGUGCCUUUGAGGAAGCUGUUUGCCGAUCAGGACUUGGUGAAUCGUUACGUUCUGAUGAGCCUGAACUCAGUGAACUGGUCACGCAUCCUGGUGCAGCUGGCGCAUUUUAUAUACGCCUAUCUGCAACUGAGUGGAGUCCAGUAUACAGAGGGAGACAAACUACCUACUCUGGAGGUAGUGGUGCCCACAGGAGGGGCAGGAAAUAUAACAGCUGGAUGCAUCGUAAAGCACAUGGGGGUUCCUUUGCACCUCGUGGCCACGGUGAACUCUAAUGAUAUCCUGCACCGUGCAGUUCAGACUGGAGAUUUCUCCAUGGCCGACAGUGUCAAGCAAACUCUGGCUCCAGCCAUUGAUAUUCAGGACCCUUAUAACAUGGAGCGUGUGUUCUGGCUGUUAUCUGGGAGAGAUGGUGCUCUAGUGAAGAAGAUGAUGGAGCAUUUUCAGGACACACAUACGCUGACGCUACCUGAAAACCUUCAUAAAAAGUUGUGUUCAGCCAUGUCCUCAGGUUCUGUGUCCGAUGAGGGAAUAAUGGAGGCCAUAAAGAGGUGCUGGGAGGAAAAUCAGUAUCUGGUGUGUCCUCAUACAGCAGUGGGAGUCUGGCAUCACUACCACUGUCCUGUCCGCAAGGGCGAGAACAGGUGCUGCAUUGCAACAGCCUCUCCAGCCAAGUUUCUCGAAGUGGUCCAGAAAGCGGGCCUGACCGUUGAGCUCCCCGAAGCGGUGAGGCAGCUGGAGAAGAUGGAGACACGCUGUAAACAUCUGGAGCGAAGUGAUAACUGGGAAACUGCACUAAGAGAGCGCAUUGAGGCUAUCGGCUCUGCACGACAACAGGGAGCGCCGUUUUAUACAUUAUAGGCAUGAAAAUAUUAAGGUUGUGGGUUGAAAUCCCCAUGUUAGGGCGCAAAUACUCUUACAUUUGGAUAAAAAUGUAAUCAAAGUGUAAUGCAACUUUAAUUUUAAAAAAAAAGUUUAAAUGAAUUUUCUCUUACUUUGAAAGAUUGUUCUAAUAUAAGUGCAGUCCUGAAUGUUUUCAAAAGGGUCAGUCUGGACUUAUCAGACCACAUGAUCUUUUUCCAAUGCUCCGAAGUCCAAUCCUUAUGCUCCCUUACAAAUCGAAGCCUUUUUUUCUGAUUAGUUUUAUUUAUACAGUGGGGCAAAAACGUAUUUAGUCAGCCACCAAUUGCGCAAGCUCUCCCACUUAA